UUGGUAAACGAGAAGAGAGAGAAGAGCGCGGGCUCUUGUAAAAUUAGGCGGGAAAGAUUAAGGUUACUUGUUGAAAGGGGGAUCAAUAGAAAACCCUAAACCGCCAUUAACGAAGCUGGAGCAAACACCUUCUCUCUCUCUCUCUCUCUCUCUCUGCUAUUUCUUUUCCUGAUUGUUUCUCCCAUCUUUUUAGGGUUUAUUUUUAUUAACAAAAAUAAGAAUUUGAUAAUUUUGUGAAGUUUUUUGUUAGUUCAUUUCGACAAAUUUGUCGAUUUUUUAUUUUCAAAAGAAAGAAAAAGUUUCAUAAAUAGUUUGAUCGAAAAAAGAAGUUGCUUUGUUUUCUCGGGAAAAUGGAGACAAAUUCAUGGAGCUUUCGAUUCUCCAAUUCUUCUUCUUCUUCUUCUUCGUCUUCGUCUUCGUCAAGGCGUCGCCAAUCUCGAUCCGAUCUGUUUCUGGGAGGAGGGUAUGAGGAAAUUGACGGAAACGAUGAUUUCAAGGCGCAGUUUUUAUGUCCGUUUUGUGCUGAGGAUUUCGACAUUGUUGGACUCUGUUGCCACAUCGAUGAAGAACAUCCUGUUGAAGCCAAAAACGGGGUGUGCCCUGUUUGCGUGAAGAGAAUCGGAAUCGAUAUCGUCAGCCACAUUACCAUGCAACAUGGGAAUUUUCUUAAGGUGCGACGCAGGCGGAGAUUACACAAGGGUGGAUCCAAUUUGACGUUCUCUAUGUUGAGAAAAGAAAUGCGAGAAGGAAAUUUGCAGGCUCUUCUUGGCGGAUCUUCAUUUGUUUCUUCCUCCAACGUUGAAGCCGAUCCUUUAUUGUCUUCAUUUAUGUUUAGUCCUCCAACAGGUGAAGAGACCUCAAGCUUGAAACCUCUUUCUGUUGCUGAAGCAAGUGCAGUAAAGGAAAGCGGAAAUAAAGAAUCUCCGGAAAGAAAGCCUCAACAUGCCCAAUUAUCGGACAAGGAUCACGAGGAGAAGGCUAGAAGGUGUGAGUUCAUUCAAGGGCUGUUGAUGUCUACUAUUCUUGAUGAUAAUUUAUAAGUUAAUUGGGGUGCAUUUGUAGUGGUUAUUCCAAUACAAUGUUAGGUCUGAGAGAGUGUAAAGCAUAAAGAAGACCUUCACCCUACCUUAGAAACGGUAUCCGGUUUGAUCAUCUGAACUUUAUUCUCCUAAUGUAUUUAGAGCUUUUGUGCAUAAUGAAAAGAUGGAAGAACUUUAUCUUAUAUCUAUGCUU
Hibiscus syriacus is the source of this 1233-nucleotide messenger RNA. Its product is annotated as protein DEHYDRATION-INDUCED 19 homolog 4-like. The transcript has 6 exons. Lineage: Eukaryota; Viridiplantae; Streptophyta; Magnoliopsida; Malvales; Malvaceae. The record is from RefSeq and is a predicted model, not a curated record. Bases 351 to 1040 code for a protein of 229 amino acids.